GUUUGCCAAAUCCAGUGUGCCAAAUCCACUGUGUGGCACACUGGACGGUGCACAGUGGUUGGUGGAGCUGACUGGACUUUUUUUCAGCAGUUUUUGGGGAGAAAAAUAAGACAAAUCACAGCACCGUCCCUCAUCACCUCGUCGCUCUCCUUCCCCUAUUCCCCCGGUAAGACUCAGAUUCCCGCACUGCAACCAUGGUGGUGAUGAAGAUGAAGUUCCCCUUUCAGAAAAGGGUGAAGCUCGCCCAGGGACUGUGGCUCCUGUCCUGGUGUGCCACAGUCGCCGGGGCCACGACCUUCACCCUGGGGUGCGUCCUCAAGACGGAGCUUCGCAGGAGGGCAGAGGUCAUGGAUAAUGCAGACGUACAUAUUGUGCCCAACACCCUCAUGAUUGUUGGUCUGGCCUCCUUGGGUAUCAACUACUUUGCGUCAAAGAUCUGUCAGGAUGCCCUGGAUGCUGGGCGGUUUCCUCGCUGGAAGAAUUUCUUGAAGCCCUACUUCGCUGCCUCUUGCUUCUUCACCGUUCUCAUGCUGCUCGCUGUCAUCAUGAGCUACGCAAUGAAGGGCAGUCUGGAGUCUUCUCUGAAGAUCGGCCUGAGGAACGGCAUCCGCUUCUACAAGGACACAGACACCCCCGGACGCUGCUUCCAGAAGCAGAACAUCGAUCGCCUGCAGAUGGAGUUUCAGUGCUGUGGAAACAAUGACUUCAGGGACUGGUUUGAGGUCCAGUGGAUCAGCAACCGCUACCUUGAUUUCAGCUCUAAGGAAGUGAAAGACCGCAUCAAGAGCAACGUGGAUGGACGUUACUUGUUAGAUGGAGUCCCUUUCAGCUGCUGCAACCCCAGCUCUCCACGACCAUGCAUCCAGUAUCAGCUCACCAACAACUCAGCUCACUAUAACUACGACUACCAAACCGAGGAGCUCAACAUCUACCUCCGAGGCUGCAGAGAGGCCCUGGUCAACUACUACAUGGGCCUGAUGAACACCAUUGGAGCUGGAGUGCUGUCCAUCUUCAUCCUACAGGGCUCUGUGCUGGUGAGCUUGCGCUUCCUGCAGACGGCCAUGGAGGCAGUGGCCGGGAAGGAAAACACAGAGAUCGAGACAGAAGGCUACUUGCUGGAGAAAUCAGUUAAGGACACCGUCAUGGAGUACCUUAACCCUGUGCUGAAGUUCUUGCUGCUUACAAACCAGGUGGAAGAGGGAGCCACCACCUCGGGUGCGACCCCAGCUGCCACCUAAACUACAUACAAUGUACACACAUGUAAAUAAUUUUUACACAGAGAGGUAACUAAUGACUGAUUUCAAUUCAAAAAGAAGAACGUGAAUCACAGAUUUCUAUAAAUUUCUAAAAUUUAGGGAUAGUAUUUUUUAUUGUCGGAUCAAAAUCAUCAAUGCAGUAAACGAAAACUGUGUUACUUUACUUUCCCAUUCAAAUUCUACCCUGCUGGUUUGAAACACUACUUAAGAUAAAAUUUAUAUUAUCCUCAAAAUUAAUUUGAACAUUUCUAAAAUUAUAAUUUGGUGAUUUUUAUUCUUGUUACUGACUUUUUCUUUACAGUCUCACUAAAUCUCUUCAUUGCUUUGAAUGUGAUGUGCAUUGCUAAUUGAAUUCUCACAUGAAUUGUCUGUGUCAAGGGCAACAAAAUACCCACUGUUCAACCAGUGGAUAAACAGUAAUUAUUGAGGUAUUGUGCAAAAAUUAUUUGGGGUCUUACAAAAACAAAGAUGUAAAGCUGACUGUAGAGAAAGAUGAGGCAAAAUGCUCCGCUGCGCAACAGCACUAUAUCAUAAUGUAUCAAAUGAUUUAUUAAAGUUUAAAGUUCCUAAAUGCCU
Acanthochromis polyacanthus (spiny chromis) is the source of this 1832-nucleotide messenger RNA. RefSeq names its product retinal outer segment membrane protein 1a (gene rom1a). Gene Ontology annotation, cellular component: membrane. Bases 195 to 1238 code for a protein of 347 amino acids. Gene Ontology annotation, biological process: visual perception. NCBI's taxonomy places the organism in Eukaryota, Metazoa, Chordata, Actinopteri, Pomacentridae. The record is from RefSeq and is a predicted model, not a curated record. The transcript is spliced from 5 exons.